Molecule: messenger RNA, 1169 nt
Organism: Rhodofomes roseus
Lineage: Eukaryota; Fungi; Basidiomycota; Agaricomycetes; Polyporales; Fomitopsidaceae
Exons: 2
Coding region: 174-1169 (331 amino acids)
Molecular function (GO): mRNA binding; RNA 7-methylguanosine cap binding
Source: RefSeq, a predicted model, not a curated record
CUCGACGUUCGGGCUUGUUUCGGGCCGCUCUUUUGCGACAAGGGAAAACGGUGUGACGUCACGUGGUCGUGACAUCUAGCGGUCCGGGAGUCGUGCACGGUGCUGUGAGCACAGACAAAGACCACUUCGAUUCCACUCAGACCUCUCCUGUACUUCAUCUUCCGCCCCCGAACAUGGAUAUCAAUCCAGAACUAGCUGAAACCGGCGUAGAGACUCUUUCAUACGAUGAUAUUACCCCAUAUGACCAGCUUCCGCCUCCACCGCCCGCCGAACCUGGUCACGCCCAGCUCGCCGAUCGAAUAGGCAACACGAAGGUAUAUCUGCUCUCUGAAACGGCGGGGACGCGGCUAGGAAAGUACAGAGGCAAUGCCAUCCUGCUGAAGGGCACACCGAUCUCGCAUCUACCGACACAGAGCAUCUUUGCGUACGUCUCGCACUUUGACUCGCGCCCUAUGGCACUAGAGUGGAUCGACGACACGACAUGCAUCCUCGUGUUUCCGUCCAAAGCCGCUGCGCGGUCUGCCCACCGUCUCCUCACAAAGUCUAUCGCGGAGGAGCCGUCACUCGAGGACGGGUCCGUCACUGCGAAACCCAUCCCCGUCACACUGUGGCCUCCCGAAGACAGAAUCAACAAGAGUCUCGGGAAGGGGGAGGGGCUCAAGGGCGUGAUCCGCAUGCGAUGGGCCACGCGGCAGGACGUGAAGAAGCGCGGCGCGAAGAGCGAGAGCACGUUCUACAAGAAGUAUGGAGACAAGGCUGGGAAAGUUGGUCGGGGCGAUGAAGAUGAGACGGAUAGAGAUGAUGGACGGCAGCGGAAGCGGAGAAGAGGGGGCGAGCUGGAGGAACGGAUAGAGAAGGGCAAGUUGGACGAGGAGCUGGACUCGUUCCUAUCCAGAGAAGCGCGACCCGAAUCCCCUCCGUCAAGGAUGCGCUCGGACCGCAUACGGUCGAACGGGAAGUCCCUCCUAGAACGCACGUCCGCCGCGCCUACACGAUCGCUCGCCGAUCGCAUCAUCGCAGAUCUCCCUCGACGCGCGCGUUCUCCAAGGCGAGACAGGCGCGGUGGGCACGAGGAGAGGACGGAGCGGGAACGAGGGACUCCGCGGCCGCGGAAGACACAGGAAGAGCUCGAUGCGGAGCUCGACGCGUUCUUGCAAUCGAGAGGUUGA